Gamsiella multidivaricata is the source of this 2956-nucleotide messenger RNA. Its product is annotated as Dolichyl-phosphate-mannose-protein mannosyltransferase-domain-containing protein. Gene Ontology annotation, biological process: protein O-linked glycosylation via mannose. The transcript is spliced from 8 exons. Gene Ontology annotation, molecular function: dolichyl-phosphate-mannose-protein mannosyltransferase activity. The record is from RefSeq and is a predicted model, not a curated record. Bases 317 to 2878 code for a protein of 853 amino acids. NCBI's taxonomy places the organism in Eukaryota, Fungi, Mortierellomycota, Mortierellomycetes, Mortierellales, Mortierellaceae. Gene Ontology annotation, cellular component: membrane; endoplasmic reticulum.
CGAAAAUUAAUGAGUUUCACCAAAAGUGGAUCCUCGUUUAUUUUCUGCUCAUCCCCUUCAUCCAUUCCAAUCAUCCCUCUUACCCUUCUUCGAAACAGGGCCGCAUCGUUACUUUUCGAGGACAACUACGCCAGGGCAGUUAACCUAAAGGGCCACCCUUCUCGACUUCGGCCUUCACACUCAGUUUCGCAUUCAACGGACGCCAGAAACGGGGCUUUUUUGUUGCUUGCAUCAAUCUCGACAAAAAAGUCAUCCACACGCGUCUACUUUCAGUCGUCGACCAACGCCGGCUGUAAAAACGGUAUAGUUUUAAGUCAUGAUGAACGACACCAGUUCUGCCGCCGAUCAACCAGGCGCGCCCAUUUACAGAGGUAAAAACACAGAGACAGCGAACAUCGUUGCCGCCAACGAGUACCAUAGCGGCACAACUACCAACGACGACAGCAGGCCUAGUCUCGAUGUGAGGCGCGAGAGGAAAAGUGUCUAUUCGGAUGAGAGCGAGGAUCGCAGCCAAUUCACAAAGUUCAGGAGCAGGCGCAGUCUUCCAUGGUACCAGAGUCGGGAUCUGCAGAUCGUUGUUGCUAUCACUGCCCUGGCGCUUGUCGUGAGACUCUGGGCAAUUGGAUAUCCCACUUCAGUCGUGUUCGAUGAGGUUCACUUUGGAGGGUUUGCCUCAAAGUACAUCAGAGGUCGUUUCUUCAUGGACGUGCAUCCUCCACUGGCAAAGAUGUUAAUCGCACUUACGGGAUGGCUCUUCGGUUUGAACUCUUCAUUUGAUUUCAAGGAGAUUGGACUGGACUAUAUCGAGCCAAAGGUACCUUACAUCCCAAUGAGAGUCAUGUGCGGUCUUAUGGGGGUCGCAGUCAUCCCUAUCGCAUUUUACACCGUCAGGAACUCGGGACAUUCGAUCCACGCGUCUACUCUCGCUGCCUUGCUGGUUCUCUUUGAAAACAGCAUUGUUACGCAGAGUCGCCUUAUCCUGUUAGAUUCGCCCUUGAUUCUCUUCACUGCAUUCACGGCUCUCGCCUGGGUUAAUUUCUCCAACCAACGUUAUGAUCCCUUCUCAGACGACUGGUUCAUCUGGCUGUUCCUCACAGGCGUUGGACUCGGACUUUCUAUAAGCGUCAAAUGGGUUGGCCUCUUCAUUAUUGCGACGAUCGGCGUCUCGACCCUCAACCAGCUAUGGUCACUUUGGGGCGAUCUCCGAGUGUCUCCACGUACCUGGCUGAACCAUUUCUUUGCACGCGCUCUCUGUCUGAUCGUGGUCCCUGUUGCAGCGUAUAUGUUAAUGUUCGAAAUUCAUUUCUUGCUCCUCGGAUCCAGUGGGGAUGGCGAUGGUUUCAUGAGCGCGCCCUUUCAGAUGACCCUGGGACACUCGCUCCAAGACUCACCUCUCUCGGUCGCAUACGGCGCAACUGUCACGAUUCGUCACCAGGGCACACAGGGUGGUUACUUGCAUUCGCACAACUCGAACUAUGAAACGGGAAGCAGACAGCAACAGGUCACUCUCUAUCCUCACAAGGACUCAAACAACGACUGGAUCAUUCAAAAGAAGGAUGGCUCUAUUCCUGAGGAACUUGAGUAUAUUAAACACGGAGAUUAUGUCCGCCUGGAGCAUGUCCAGACCCAUAAACGUCUCCAUUCGCACGACCACAAGGCUCCGGUGACCGAGAACGAGAACCAUUUUGAAGUCAGCGGAUACGGAUACGAGGGAUUUCCGGGUGAUGCAAACGACGAAUGGCGCGUGGAGAUUGUGAGUCACGAUGGAUCGAAUUCGACAGCCGGGGAGAUGUUGCAUACGCUUCGAUCCAAGUUCAAGCUGGUCCAUGCCAACAUGAACUGCGAUCUAUUUUCGCACAAGGUCAAGCUCCCUAAGUAUGCGUUUGAGCAGCAGGAAGUGACAUGCAUGCGUAGCGCAGUUGUUGCCAAGACGACCUGGAUGAUCGAAUCUAACAGCCAUUCAAACUAUCCCAAGGACGCGCCUUUGGUCAACUACAAGAAGCCCGGCUUUUUGGGGAAAUUUUUUGAAUUGAACAGGGUCAUGUGGACGACCAACGCAGGCUUGACGGACUCGCACCCUUAUGACUCUCGUCCCUCCUCCUGGCCAUUGUUGAAGCGCGGCAUCAGUUUCUGGGGCAAGGAUCAGAAGCAUAUUUACCUGGUUGGCAAUUGGUUCACUUGGUACCUGUCUACGGCGGCGGUCGGAUUGUAUGCUCUCAUCCGUGGUAUCUUGUUUCUUCGGGACAAGCGCGGUUACCGCGAUGACUUCCGAGGCCUGCGCGAGUACUACGAGCUGUCGGGAGGAUUCUUCUUCAUGGCAUGGGUAUUCCACUACCUUCCUUUCUUCCUAAUGGGCCGCCAACUGUUCCUCCAUCACUACCUGCCUGCACUCUACUUCGCGAUCCUACUCCUUAGUGUUACCUUUGAUCUCGGUUGCCGAUUUAUCCCUAAUCGGUUUCGUCUCGUGGCACUAAUCAUUCUUGCGUCCGUCGCCAUCUUCGUUUUCCGCACACGUGCUUCGUUGACCUACGGCUCAGAAUGGACACGAUCCGAGUGCGAGGCGUCUAAGGUGUUGAGCACUUGGGAUUAUGACUGUAAUCAGUAUCCGGAUACGUAUGAACAGUACGCUCUUAAUGCUGCCACCUCUCAGGCUGUAAGUGCUGCCAAUGCAGUCAGCGCUGCGAACAUCCAGAGACAGGAGGGUAUUUUAGAUAGGGCGGUUCCUGCUGCCGAGGUCCCUGUAGCAGAUGUAGGAGAGGAUACUGGAUCAAUCAAGGAUGGAGGAGAGGCCAGCGGGGCGGAUCCAGAGGUGACAAAUCCAGCCUUGGCAGCGGAUGAGGAUAUUGAACCCAGCGAGCUGGCAAAAGAGGAUGCAUAGGGUCUUGUAGCGCGAGGUUAUUCGGUAACACAAAACAAUAAAUUUUCUGCAUGAGGACUCAUCGACGAAGGAAGGGAG